Molecule: messenger RNA, 3487 nt
Organism: Jatropha curcas
Lineage: Eukaryota; Viridiplantae; Streptophyta; Magnoliopsida; Malpighiales; Euphorbiaceae
Product: putative disease resistance protein At1g61300
Molecular function (GO): ADP binding
Source: RefSeq, a predicted model, not a curated record
UCUUGAGCCGUGAGAGGGUAAUUGUUCUAAGGUGUUUUAAAGACGUGGACGUUUCACUCCUUCACCCUCUCCACCGGCUUCUUCCCACCAACUCCAAGAACGUUUGACAAUUCACUGGGCUACAAACAUGGCCAAAAACACAACCUCAUCUCGCUAAAUUCUCUCAAAUCCACGGGCUUCACACACAAUCUGAUCUCUCUAUAAUCCACCGAUUUCAUCUUUUGGCUUUGCGCGCAGAUCUUCCAGCUUUUAUUAGUGUUUUCUGAAGGUUUGGAUAAAAGUUACAAGACAGAAGCUGAAGCUGUAAAGUGUUAACAGUUUCCUUGUGGUUCUUUCCCAGAUCAACUCAAAUAUGGCACCAACAGGGCAAAAAGCACGAUCUAUAAUUGUUAUAGGCUAGCAAUUGAAGUGAUAGAGCAGACUGUGAACACAAACUCAGAGAACAGACAUGGCCGAGGUAGUUUCUGCAGCAGCUUCUGCAGGAGCAGUUGAAGUGUACAAAGAUGUGAGAAAUGCAGUUGCUUCUAUUGAUCAAGUAAGAGACUAUGAGAGAAGGCUAGAUAAAAAUUCUGAAAAACUAAAGGAUGAAGCAAAAAAGCUCUAUGCAAGGAAGGUUGAUUUAUUAGCCAAAAAAAAUAGAGACAGGACAAAGCAAACUACUGAAGAAUGCAAUUUGUGGAUUGGGAUGGUCAAGAAACUUGAAAAAGAUGUGCAAGCCCUCUUAACUGAAUAUGAAGAAGAAAAGAAACUUCAGUUUAGUUUGGCGCGUUUUCUUCAUCGUUCAGAUCUUAGCAAACGCAUCGUAGAAAAAUGCAUUGAACUGCAAAGUUGUUGGUCAGAAGGGAGCUUUUUUGCUACGGAUUUUAUGGUUGAGAGAUCGACGAGACCUAUCAUUAAAGCGAAGGCACCAAAAAUAGAAGACAAAUCAAUACUAUACGAUGUUUUUGUAGAGAUAUUGAACUUUUUAAGCACGAAGGAUGUAAGAAGAAUUGGACUUUGGGGAAAGGUAGGUGUUGGCAAAACAGCAAUCAUGCAGAAUCUAACUGAAAAUGAAAAAGUAUCUAAAUUGUUCGAUAUAGUCUUCUUUGUAACCUUAAGCGAUGAAGGGGAUAAAAAUAAGCUACAAGAAAAGAUUCAAUGUCAAAUAGCACAAGAACUAGAAGUGAAUUUAGAAGGGUUUACUGAAACUAAGAAAAUUGCUUCAAUAAUAUCAGAAAAGUUGGAAUCCACUAGAUAUCUACUUCUUUUAGAUGAUGUUUGGGGUGCAUUCGAUCUCGAUGAUGUUGGCAUUUAUGAUAAGGAGGAUAGCAAAGUUGUCAUUGCAUCUAGACAUCGUGGCAUUUGUCGUGAGAUGUGUGUUGAUCAUAUCAUCAAUGUACCUCGACUCUCAGAUGAUGAUGCUUGGAAUCUUUUUGAGGAAAGGUUGGGUCGGAAGUUGAAUUCAGAUUUUAAACCGUUAGCUCUCCAAGUCAUUAAGGAGUGUGAUAACUUGCCACUUUUGAUUGAUAAAGUGGCAAGAGCUUUUAGGAGGAAAGAUGAGAUCCUUUUGUGGGAGGCUGGAUUGAACAAAUUGCGAAUAUGGCCUAAUGUCAAAUGUGAUGGCAUGGAUGAUUUGUUUGAUUUACUAAGAUUCUGCUAUGAAGAAUUAGAUGAAGAUGAAAAGAUUUGUUUUCUCUAUGGCGCAUUAUUUAGUGAAGGUUGUGAAAUAUAUAUAAAUUAUAUGCUAGAGUGUUGGAGAGCUGAAGGUUUCACUCAAGACGUAGAGCAAUUCACUGCGCUGCAAAAAGGGCAAGAGAUAUUGCAUGAUCUUAUGGAUGCAUCAUUGUUAGAAUACAGUGAGAAGGUAAAGCAUGUCAGGAUGAACAAAGUAUUACGCAAAAUGGCCUUUAAAAUCUCAUCAGAAAAUGAAGAUUCAAAAUGGUUGGUGGAAGCUGGCAAAGGCAUCCAAAAGGCCCCUGAAAGUGAAGAAUGGAAACAAAAAGUAAGAAUUUCUCUGAUGGAUAAUAAAUUGUGCACUCUACCAGAAAGUACAGAUUGUAGCAAAUUAUCGACUCUCUUCCUACAAAGAAAUGUUGAUUUGGCAGUGAUCCCUGCUCUAUUCUUCGAAUAUAUGCAAAGUCUUCGAGUUCUAGACUUACAGGGCACCAAUAUUACCAAAUUGCCAUCAUCAUUUUCUUAUUUGGUACAUCUUAGAGCUCUUUAUUUAAAUUCUUGCAGAAAGUUAUUGGAGCUUCCAAGUAAAAUAAAGGUACUUAAGCUUCUUGAAGUUGUUGAUAUUCGGAACACUAUGAUUAAUACUCUACCAGAUGAAAUAGAAUAUUUGGGCAAGCUGCGUUGUUUGCGUAUGUCAUUGUCCAAAAUAGAUGUGGAAUUGAUGAAGCCAGAAAAAAAAAAUUCUGCCAGUAUAAAAAGAGAUGGAAAAUGGAAGAAGAUUGAAAUAAAACAUGCUGCCAUUUCAAAACUUUCUUCAUUGGAAGAGUUGAUUAUCGACAUAUAUCCGGAAAAUCCGUGGUGGAAACCUGUUGUGAGAGACAUAGUUAAGAAUGCAAGUGUCUUGACAAAUUUGACUCAUCUUUCAUUUUCUAUUGGCCAGUACCAUUCAACCAGGUACAAAAUUCUUGAUUAUUUUGGACGCAAAAUCUGCAAGGUCUUGAAAUAUGCAAGUGGUGCAGGCAACCUUGAAGUGCCAGAGGUACUUGCUGAAGCAGAUGCAUUCGAGCUAAUUGGACAUAAAGGGGAGGUGAAGUUAUCAGAUUUUGGCAUUGACAACCUGGCCAAAAUAAAAAGUUGUUUGAUUGAAAGUUGCACUGAGAUGAAAACUCUUAUAGACUACAAUGGUGGAAGAACAAAUCUUUUUGAGUGCUUGGAGAAACUGUACUUAAGCAAUGCCCCCAAGUUGGAGAAUAUUUGGGAGGGUCCGGUGCCUUCUAGAAGCCUAGUGAGAUUGAAUACUUUGGUUUUCUUCAAAUGUUCAAAAUUGAAGAGGAUUUUAUCUUGCAACUUAAUUGAGCAAUUCUGUGAACUGCAACAUUUGGAGAUUGAAGCUUGUCAUGAAAUUGAAGAGAUUACUAUGGAAGCAGCGAACAAUAGAACAAAUGUUGGUACACUUCCAAGUUUGAAGACAUUAACACUUGUCGGUCUUCCAAGUUUGAAAACCAUUUGGAUUGAUGAUUCAUUGGAUUGGGGCUCUUUGAACAAAAAGAUUGUCAUGUGUCCAUUAUUCGAUAGCCAACCUUCUAGGCGAACCAUUGAGUGAUGCUUUCAUGCCAAGAAUUAAGAUGUAGUAUUUUGUUAAUCCUUGCAUGUUUUUUCUUUAUCAAUGUACGCUAAUUCAUAUGCAUCCAUAAGAACAUGUAAUGUCUUUUGUCCUUUCUAAAGUAAUGUAUAACUAUGUUUUGGUUGAAACUUGUAGUUCUCCUACAUUUUUAGCAUGUAAUUAUAAAUAUUUCACCCACCUCCACUAUGUUAUAACAGACUUCAAAUGCCA